CUGAGCGCCGGCUCCGGGCCCCGCCGCGGCGCCGAGGCAGCGGCAUGACGGCCGCCGCGGGCUCGGCUGUGCCCCUGCUGCUGUGCGCGCUGCUGGCGCCCAGCCGCGCCUACGUGCUGGACGACUCCGACGGGCUGGGCCGGGAGUUCGACGGCAUCGGUGCAGUGAGCGGCGGCGGGGCAACGUCUCGGCUUCUAGUGAAUUAUCCAGAGCCUUAUCGUUCUCAAAUAUUGGAUUAUCUUUUUAAGCCAAACUUCGGUGCCUCUUUGCAUAUUCUAAAAGUCGAAAUUGGUGGUGAUGGACAGACAACAGAUGGCACUGAACCCUCCCACAUGCACUAUGCAUUAGAUGAGAAUUAUUUCCGAGGGUAUGAGUGGUGGCUAAUGAAAGAAGCUAAGAAGCGGAACCCUAAUAUCACACUCAUAGGGUUGCCAUGGUCGUUCCCCGGAUGGCUGGGAAAAGGUUUCAACUGGCCUUACGUAAAUCUUCAUUUGACUGCCUACUAUGUCACGUCCUGGAUCGUGGGCGCCAAGACCUAUCAUGAUUUGGAUAUUGAUUAUAUUGGGAUUUGGAAUGAGAGGACUUUUGAUGUCAGUUAUAUCAAGGUAUUAAGAAGAAUGCUGAACUAUCAAGGUCUGCAGCAGGUGAAAAUCAUAGCGAGUGAUAACCUCUGGGAGCCUAUCUCUGCCUCUAUGCUGCUUGACUCUAAACUCUUUGAAGUGGUUGAUGUUAUAGGAGCUCAUUACCCUGGGACCCGUUCAGUAAUGGAUGCAAGACUGACGAAGAAGAAGCUUUGGUCCUCUGAAGAUUUUAGCACCGUGAAUGAUGAUGUGGGUGCAGGCUGCUGGGCUCGCAUAUUGAAUCAGAAUUACGUCAAUGGUUAUAUGACAGCGACAAUUGCUUGGAAUUUGGUGGCUAGUUACUAUGACCAUUUGCCCUAUGGGCAGUGUGGCUUGAUGACUGCCCAGGAGCCAUGGAGUGGGCAUUACGUAGUACAAGCUCCUAUCUGGGUAUCAGCUCAUACCACUCAGUUUACUCAACCAGGUUGGCGUUACCUGAAGACAGUUGGCCACUUAGAAAAAGGAGGAAGCUAUGUAGCUCUGACUGAUGGCUUAGGUAACCUUACCAUCAUCAUUGAAACUAUGAGCCAUAAACAUUCUAGGUGUAUCCGGCCUUUACUUCCUUACUUCAACGUGUCCCGACAAUUUGCUACUUUCACUCUAAAGGGUUCUUUUAGUGAAAUACCAGAGUUGCAUGUGUGGUAUACCAGAAUUGGAAGACCAUCUCAGAGAUAUCUUUUUAAUCAACUGGAUUCUAUAUGGCUUCUGGACAGCAGCACUGCUAGUUUCACCCUGGAACUGAAAGAGGACGAACUGUUCACACUGACCACCCUGACGACCGGGAGCAAAGGCAGCCACCCGCUUCCUCCCAGAUCAAAGCCCUUCCCACGUGUUUACUCAGAUGACUUCAAUGUGGAUUACCCGGAAUUCAGUGAAGCGCCAAAUUUUGCUGACCAGACGGGCGUGUUUGAAUACUUCACGAACGAUGAAGACCCCGGAGAGCAUCGAUUCACACUGCGCCAAGUCCUUAAUCAGCGGCCGAUUACUUGGGCUGCCGAUGCAUACAACACACUAAGCGUCAUCGGCGAUUACAAAUGGUCCAAUCUGACCAUAAGGUGUGAUGUGUACAUAGAAACUCCUAUGACGGGAGGUGUGUUCAUUGCGGGAAGAGUAAAUAAAGGUGGGAUUUUGGUUAGAAGUGCCAGAGGAGUUUUCUUCUGGAUCUUUGCAAACGGCACCUUCAAAGUUACAGGUGAUCUCGCUGGGUGGAUCAUAUAUACUUCCGGGCAUGUUGAUGUUACAGAAAAAAACUGGUAUACACUCACUUUAACUAUUAAGGGUCGUUACUGCUCUGGCAAAUUGAACGACAAGCCUGUCUGGAGAAACAUCCGAGUCAACUUCCCCAGGAAUGGCUGGGCUGGAAUUGGAACUUACUCCUUUGAAUUCGCCCAGUUUGACAACUUCCACGUGGAAGUCUCACGCUAACAAUUGACGGAGCAUCAGAGAAUACUGCUUUGUAUUUUCUUUCUUCUGGUUUUGGUUCAGAGCCGAUUCCUGUCUUGAUGGAUCGUUGCCAGACUCCUGGACACUACAAAUACUGAAGAAGAAAUGGAAAGAAUAAUAUAUUUUUGCUUGAUCCUCUGGAAGUUUUUUUUUUAUAGCUAAAAAUCAAAGGAAAUAGAUAAAUCUUUCAUGUGAUCUGCUGUGUUUCCUAGAAUUUAAAUUGUCCAGCAAUCCGAUUCCUAGGAAUAGCUGGGUGGUCUGACCUCAUAUCCGGGUAUUGUUGUUGAAAAUAGCUCAUUCCAUCUGACCUGGAAGUGAUCGUGCAGAUGCAAUCAGAGGGUCAUCACGGAGAUAUUAGAUUGACCAUGUGUGUAUGUGUGCUGAUGUCCUCAUAGGACAAUAAUGCUGCCAUAGCAGGAGACCGAAGAACAAUGAAAAUGCUGCUUUAUGAAAAUCAUUUUAACAGAUCAUACUCAUACACUAAAAUAAUUAUUUUUCUUUACCAUUUUAAGUUGAUGCUUUUGAAUGAUAGAUUUGAUGAGAAAGAAUGAUUUGAAAAUACUUGAGAGUUAUUUAUGCAACAAUAAAUAUCAUGAGAUUAAUUGGCUUAUCAUCUGCAUUUUUUUAAAGUUUGUUCGGAUCCAACUUCUGGUAUAAUAACCACUAUUUAUACCUCUCUGUGAACAUUUCCUCAGGUGGCUGAGAGAAGACACCAUCUCUUAUAGACAAUGCUCUAAAAAAGACCUAAAGACAAAAUUGUACCAUUUUUUC
Molecule: messenger RNA, 2834 nt
Organism: Sorex fumeus (smoky shrew)
Lineage: Eukaryota; Metazoa; Chordata; Mammalia; Eulipotyphla; Soricidae
Gene: GALC
Product: galactosylceramidase
Exons: 17
Coding region: 45-2045 (666 amino acids)
Biological process (GO): galactosylceramide catabolic process
Cellular component (GO): lysosome
Molecular function (GO): galactosylceramidase activity
Source: RefSeq, a predicted model, not a curated record